AGAUUCUCCGAUACCGACCGACCUGUCGAUUAUUUCGGUGAACAAUUACGUAUGGCAGGAUAUAAUUAUUACGGUAACGAACCCAUGUAUUCCGGUAUAACAGGACAAGAAUUCAGUGCGGAUAUAUAUAUCGGAUUAGUAUAUUAUCAAAGGUUGAGACAUAUGGUCAAUGAUAAAUUUCAAGUCAGAACCACUGGACCUGUUGAUCCUCUAACCAGACAACCUGUCAAGGGUCGUAAACGUGCAGGAGGUAUCCGAUUCGGUGAAAUGGAACGUGAUGCACUAAUAGCUCACGGUACUUCUUUCCUCCUACAAGACAGACUC
Molecule: messenger RNA, 324 nt
Organism: Tremella mesenterica DSM 1558
Lineage: Eukaryota; Fungi; Basidiomycota; Tremellomycetes; Tremellales; Tremellaceae
Product: DNA-directed RNA polymerase I
Exons: 2
Biological process (GO): DNA-templated transcription
Cellular component (GO): RNA polymerase I complex
Molecular function (GO): DNA binding; DNA-directed RNA polymerase activity; ribonucleoside binding
Source: RefSeq, a predicted model, not a curated record